Molecule: messenger RNA, 2682 nt
Organism: Cordyceps militaris CM01
Lineage: Eukaryota; Fungi; Ascomycota; Sordariomycetes; Hypocreales; Cordycipitaceae
Product: decapping enzyme Dcp2, putative
Exons: 3
Coding region: 1-2682 (893 amino acids)
Biological process (GO): nuclear-transcribed mRNA catabolic process, nonsense-mediated decay; deadenylation-dependent decapping of nuclear-transcribed mRNA
Cellular component (GO): P-body; cytoplasm
Molecular function (GO): manganese ion binding; RNA binding; 5'-(N(7)-methylguanosine 5'-triphospho)-[mRNA] hydrolase activity
Source: RefSeq, a predicted model, not a curated record
AUGCCAGAGGUCAAGAUCAGGACAGAAUUGAGCACCAGCGAGAAUAGCACAAGUAGUACACAGGAUACGAUAAAUAUACCCCAAGCCCCCGCCCAAAGCUCCAAGUCCAAGGACAUGCUUCAUCUCCAACUCCCACACCCAACGAUGGCCAGCCCCCCAAUGCAGCUGGAAGAUUGGCUUGAUGACCUCUGCGUGAGGUUCAUCAUCAAUCUUCCGGAAGAAGACUUGUCGUCCGUCGAGCGAAUAUGCUUCCAAGUCGAAGAAGCCCAAUGGUUCUACGAAGAUUUCAUCCGACCGCUGGAUCCCUCCCUGCCAUCCAUGCCCCUGCGCAGUUUCUUCCUGCGCAUCUUUCAACACUGCCCUCUACUCCAGUCCUUUUCUGCCAAAGAUCACCUGGCCGCGUUUGACAACUUCCUCCAGUACAAGACGCGGAUCCCGGUCCGCGGUGCCAUCCUGCUCAACCAUGACAUGGAUUCGGUGGUGCUCGUCAAGGGCUGGAAAAAAGGCGCCAACUGGAGUUUUCCCCGUGGCAAGAUCAACAAGGAUGAGGACGACCUAGAUUGCGCCGUGCGCGAGGUGUACGAAGAAACCGGCAUGGACCUACGCGCCCAUGGUCUCGUCCCCGCCAACGGCAAGACAAAACACAUUACAAUCGUGAUGCGCGAGCAACAACUGCGACUCUACGUCUUCCGCGAUGUCCCCAUGGACUACAACUUCCAGCCGCAGACGCGCAAAGAAAUCAGCAAGAUUUCGUGGUAUAAGCUGUCCGAGCUCCCGACGUUCCGAAAAAAGAAUGCGCAAAAUCAAAACGAGCCCGUCGUUGGCGCCAAUAAGUUUUACAUGGUCGCGCCAUUCCUGGUGCCACUCAAGAAAUGGGUCACGGCGCAGAAGCGGCAAGAGGAGAAGCACGCCGCCAGCCUGCAUUAUCAUGCAGGCCACGCACAGCUUUCUGUCGACGAAGGCCACACCGAGGACGAAACCUAUGUGACGGAUCAAGGUGCGGACCCUCUUCAGCAAGUCACCUCUAUUGCUAGCCUCGAUGGAGCCACGAAGGAACUGCAAAGACUGCUCAAGAUGCAGCCGCCGACGCAAGGCCUACAACCCGCCUUGACCCAGGAAGACAAAGGCAGCGCUCUUCUGUCUAUCCUACAGUCGAACGAGUCUGUCGCGCCCUCAAAUUCUCUGCAGCAUGGGGUUGAGAUACCUCAUACACCGCAAGACCUCGUCAUGGUGAACCCGCCGCAACCGCAGAACCCCCACCACCACCAUAAUUACCAGCAGCAGCCGAUGUCGUUACACAUCAACUUGCACCAUGAGCCGCCACAGUUCCCUCUCCCUCAGGGCGGCGCCAACGUUCCACAGCAUUUCCAGCAGCCGCAGUAUCCAGUCCAGGCCGUGCGACAUGGUCAUCCUGGUGCCCCUCACCACCAGCCGCAGAAAUCUAUCCCUCUUGUCCAUCCGCAGCCACUGCCGCCCCAGGUCCAGCGCGCCAUGUUCAACAACAGUGCAUUUCAGGAAGCCGCAGCCAAAGGCAAUGCCGGCAUGCCUCACUCUCCAUAUCAGCAGUGGCAACAGCCGAGCGCGCCUCAGGGUAACGUGCCCCCGCCACAGCAGCAGCAGCGAGCGCCGCCGAUGCAGCUCACUGGACAAUCCAUGGCUCUCCUCAACGCUUUCAAGAGAGAGCCUUUGGGACCUCAGCAACCGCCUAUUCCGCCUAUUUCAUCUAUACCGUCUAUGCAGCCGCCUAUGCAGCAGCAUCAGCAACACGUGCAGGUGGUUGAAACGGUCAACAUGUCUACUAUCGGUCCUGCUGGUCAGAGCCUUCCGCCACCACCUCCGUAUAGCCAGUACCCGGCACAACAGCAACAGCGACCUCCCCAGGCCGCCAUACCCAGCCAUACGAUGCCGCCCCAGCAGCAAUUCAACGCUCGCCGCCCGGUCCCGGAGCAGCCAGAUUUGCCGCCCAGUAUGCGGAUCCCUCCUCCUGUCGUCGAUCAGCACAGAAACGCGCUACUUGGUAUGUUCAAAAAGGCAGGCCCACAGUCUCCCAUUCCGCAGUCUUCACAGCAGGGGCAGCCCCCCUUGCCGCUGGGUUUCAUCCCUGAGCUCUCAUCGCCGUCGCAGCGCAAGCCAGCGGCCGAUGAACCCGUCGAGCUCGCUAUGGGCAACCUGUCCAUGCAACCACCGCCAGGCAACAGUCACUCCCAGUACCCGUCGCAGCCUAGCCCUACGCAGCAUCGCACCAACAACCUCGUCGCAGCACCGCACGGGGGCGUAGCUGCACAGUAUGCCGCGUACGCCUCACAGAGCCACCAGCCUCAGCAGCCCUCUCCCCUCGCGCAGCCUUCCGUUCUUGCCCCGGUCGGCGCCGACCAGAAGCGCCAGCUGUUGUCCCUCUUUGGCGGUGGUGGUGCCGGUGCCGGUGCCGGCGGCAAGCCCGCAGCGCCGCAACUGCAGGCGCGAUCACCCCUCGGAAGCACCAUCCAUGAGAUGGGCAACGGAAACCCCGCGCCGCGCGACAUCUCACGCUCUCGACUGGCAUCUCUCACUUCCACUGCCGUUUCUGGCGAGCCUAGUUCAGGUAACGCCUCGCGCCGUGGCAGCCAGACGCCCAUCUCGCCGGCGGAUGAGAGCUUUUUGCUCGGAUAUCUGCAAUCCGUCACUAAUACUGCGUCGCGAUGA